Danio rerio (zebrafish) is the source of this 3046-nucleotide messenger RNA. The record is from RefSeq and is a predicted model, not a curated record. NCBI's taxonomy places the organism in Eukaryota, Metazoa, Chordata, Actinopteri, Cypriniformes, Danionidae.
AUUUUCUUCACGAGAGUGUUCACUCACUUCACCUCUCAGGGCUGUGCUAUCAUGCUAUCAUCAUCAUUAUCAUCAUCUACACUAGAACACCUUGUAGUUGGGUUUCAACAAAAUUUGCAUUUGACUGGGUUUCUUUUUGCAGGGAAGUUCAAAUCAUGCGAACACCUCUUGUGGAAUAGUGCUUUUCUAAUGUGAGGAAGAAAGUCUUAUGGAUUUAUUUGCUUCGGGAGGUCACAGAGUUUCAGGAGUGAUUAUUACCCAAAGACGUCAGAUGUGAUCUAAUACAGUGAAUGGACUUUCAAAAUGGCUAAAAUCUGCACUGGAACGUCGUACCCAUCGCAACGAUCCGCAUUCACUCCAGAACCUGCUGCCGAAUGCAUCGAAUGUGGAGAAAGGGAUCAGUCAUCUUAUGGACUAAUGGGCAGGAUGUCCCAAUUUGCUCAGAGGUUUAGAGGAAACUCUGGUAACUGCAGAGUUUCAGAGUGCAAUGAUUCUGCUAUGAUACAGGAGGAGACCGAAGACAUGCAAAACCAUGCAUCAUGGGACUCCAGAGGAGAAGAACUGCGCAAGAGGAACUUCAACAACAAUGCGAAUCAUUGGCCUCUUGCAGCGCUGAAUAUGAACAACUGCAACAACACAGAUGACAAAAAAGACGACAGGGAGAUAAAGAAAGAUGACAAGAAGGAAGAACCAAAAAAGGAUGAAAAGAAGGAAGAGAAAAAAGAUGAAAAGAAAGAUGAGAAGAAAGACGAGAAGAAAGAUGAAAAGAAAGAUGAGAAGAAAGAUGAAAAGAAAGAUGAGAAGAAAGAUGAGAAAAAGGAUGAUAAAAAAGAUGAUAAAAAGAAGGAAGAGGAGAAGCCUAAACAUGUGUGGAUAAUGGAUCCAGCAACAGAUUUAUACUAUCACUGGCUGACUAUCGUAGCAAUACCUGUGUUCUACAACCUAAUGUUGCUUGUUACCAGAGCCUGUUUUAACGAGCUGCAGGAUGAUUACACAAUCCUAUGGAUGGUUCUGGACUAUACAUCAGAUGUCAUCUACUACCUUGACACAUUUGUGAGAUCAAGGACAGGUUUCUUGGAGCAAGGCUUACUAGUGAGAGAAUCCAAGAAGCUGUGGGAGCACUACAAAAAGUCACCGCAAUUCAAAUUCGACAUAUUCUCCAUGAUACCAACAGACAUACUAAUGCUGAAAGUGGGUUACAACAAUCCAGAGCUGAGAUUCAACCGGCUUUUCAAAAUGGCUCGUCUGUUUGAGUACUUUGACCGAACUGAAACCAGAACCAACUUCCCAAACAUCUUUCGAAUCAGCAAUCUCGUCCUGUACAUCCUUAUCAUCAUCCACUGGAACGGCUGUAUCUUUUUCGCCAUUUCAAAAACUCUUGGCUUUGGCUCGGACUCUUGGGUGUAUCCCAACAUCAGUGACCCCGAGUUUGGUCGUCUUGGCAGAAAGUACAUCUAUUGCUUGUACUGGUCCACUCUCACGCUCACCACCAUUGGAGAAACACCACCACCUGUCAGAGACAUUGAGUACUUUUUUGUCGUUUCUGAUUUCCUCAUUGGCGUGUUGAUCUUUGCCACCAUCGUUGGUAACGUUGGUGCUAUGAUUUCCAACAUGAAUGCAUCCCGCGCAGAGUUCCAGGCCAAGAUUGACUCAAUCAAGCAGUACAUGCAGUUCAGAAAGGUCAGCAAAGAUCUGGAGGCGCGUGUCGUGAAGUGGUUUGACUACCUUUGGACCGAACAGAAGACUUGCGAUGAAAAGGAGGUGCUCAAGUACCUCCCAGACAAACUCAAGGCAGAGAUCGCCAUCAACGUGCAUCUGGAGACUCUUCGGAAGGUGCGUAUCUUUCAGGAUUGCGAGGCGGGUCUUCUUGUUGAGCUUGUCCUUAAACUUCAACCGCAGGUUUUCAGCCCUGGCGACUACAUCUGCAAGAAGGGAGACAUCGGGAGAGAAAUGUACAUUAUAAAAGAAGGCAAACUAGCUGUGGUGGCCGAUGAUGGAGUCACGCAGUUUGUGGUCCUGAGCGAUGGCGCUUACUUUGGUGAGAUUAGCAUCCUCGGAAUCAAAGGAAGUAAAGCUGGAAAUCGCAGGACUGCAAACAUACGUAGUGUGGGAUACUCUGAUCUUUUUGCGCUCUCCAAAGAUGACCUAAUGGAUGCUUUAUCGGAGUACCCAGAAGCCAAGAAGGCACUAGAGGAGAAAGGUAGGGCUAUUUUGAUGAAAGACAAUCUUAUCGAUGAGGCUGCUGCCAAUGCUGGCGCAGACGCCAAAGACCUAGAAGAAAAGGUGAAUUUGCUUGGGACGAACCUAGAUGUGAUGCAGACUAAAUUUGCUCGUCUUAUGGCAGAUUGGACUGCCAGCCAGAGCAGGAUCAAACAGAGGCUCACCAACAUGGAGGCCCGCGUGAAGACUCUUAGGGAGGAGGAUUUGGACGAGGUCGUAGAGGAUAAGAAGGACAAAUAAUUCUAUACCAAAAUAGACUGGCUUUAUAUUAUGUGUUAAGAACAAGGAUUACACAUUUACCCAUAUAGAGGAAUCUGGCAUCAUUUGAGUGAGGAAUUGGUUGAUCUAUGCGUAAAACAGCAGCAUCAUACUAUUUAUAGACGACUGAGUCACAGAACUGGCAUUUCACAAGACCUAAACCUAAUUUGUGAAGGCACGUAAACAAUGACAGAUCAGACCGCUUCAGUCUCACUAAUGCAGGAUUGCCUUGAAAGGUAAAUUGGGACAACAGUGCGCCAAGGUUAUCCAUCUUCUGUUUUUGGUUAUUCUGGUUCUUGUGGCUGCCGCUGCAAAGUAUUGUGAUGUCUGAAUAUCAUGUAGUUUCUAAAUUGGUAGAACUUUGAAUUUUCAGGUUAUUAUGCAGCUAUACUCUCUGUGAGAUGUCUUGCUGUAAACUUUAAUAAGUAUGCAUUGUACAAUGUCCCUUUUUUCUUGACGUUCUCAGGAAUUGCCUUGUUGUCUUAUUUGGAAUACCAAAGCUUUGUAUAAGGCAAGCAUAAAUACUAGGGAUGUAACGGUAUUGUAAAUACCGUCAUACCGCAAUAUU